CUAGAUCAGACAUCGUGAAAAUGUACUGUUAUUUUCUUCUGUCAUGCGAUUGUGUAGUCUACUCAGUAAGUUCAGAGGUAUGAUGCAAUGCAACUUGAAAGUAAUAUUAUUCUAACAUCCACAUUAAUUUUUCUUUGUACCUUAUAUGGAUUGCAAGUUUAUUUAGACAUGGGCUUUAGGAUGUUAGCGAGUGUUAAUGCACAUUCUUUAUUCCCCAUCAACUUUGACCCUAGCUGACUGAUAUAUGAUGCAACUGGGAUUAUAAUAUUAUACUCUAGAAAUCCAGGUUACUCCGAUCAGUGUCAAUGUUUAUGUAAUAGUUGAGCUGGGCGAUUAGCACUGUGAGAUUAAACAAUAAUAUUGGGAGUGCGAUCUGAAUGUUUGAGUUCUUUGGUUAUGACUACGGAUCAGCCAAUUUUCUAGAACUGAAGUAGACACGUGUUGGGAAAUAUUGUGUUUGAUCUAGCUCAUGUGCCUUAGUCAUCUCUAAAGUUUAUACCUGAUGAUGCUGCUGUCAAAGUGCGCCUUUGCGGUGCCAGCUUUGUCGAUGGGUUCAUCUUACUAGAAUUGUUUGUUACAAAUCAUUUGGUCAACUGCAUGGGUGCGUUUGUGCCUGAUGCUUUCCUAUUUCAAUAUGCAUCUCAUUUGACUUCUGUUGACCAUUUGUCAGUUUGACACUUAACAAUUUAUUAGAAUACUUUGGUCCAUUUUGUCGAGCAUUCAAUCUGCAUUCUUUUUUAUUGUUAGACUUUACAAUACCAAAAAGUUGGUUUGUUUCUCCAGAGUCUUAUUUAGGACUUAAGAUCUUAUCCCCCUCCUGGAGCAGUGGGGAGCUAAAGGUUUCCAAAUUUGUUAUCAAGGUCCUACCAUCUGUCAGACCCGGGCAAAUUAUUCUAUGUGAUGCCAAGUUAACAUUUGACAAACUUUAGAGGAGGGAUUUCUAAAUGUACAUUGUGAUGAAGACACAUCACCUGGUGUUGAGACGAUGCUUGUAUUUUCUGAUCAUGUCCGGAGCUUUGUGAACCCUGUUUGGACAUCAUCGGGCAGACCAGUAGCCCAGAGAGAUUCACUGACUGCGAAUGGUCUGAGUACAGGAUCACAGAUGGAAAGACAGUCUGAUAGUAGUCAAAAACAAGUUGAGGGUCUCAUAUGGAGCUUUCCGCCAGCUGUUGUUCUGAAUCACCAUCCUUGUGAAAAUUUCUCUUUGUCUCCUCCACCUAUUGAUAGAAAACGUACUGGACCAAGACCCUGUCCAGUUUGUUAUUUGCCUGUUGAGCAAGCACUGGCACUGAGACCAGCUCAGCCAUCCGCAUCACCUGUCCUUCAAAGAUUAAAUUAUAUGUCCGAAGAGAAUUUGGUUUCCAAAGAUUCAAAUGGUGGUUCUUUGUUUGGAGGUUAUCCAUCCCUGGAGGAACGAGAUAAGUCUUACGACAUAAAAGAUUUGAUGACAGUACAUUCUAACCUACUGUUUAUCAUCAGAUUUGUAAGAGGGAAGAUACCUGGUCUUAAUACUGGGUUUGACGUAGAUGAAGCUGAUCGUUCUGAGAUGCAGCAGUGCCAGAGGACUGUUGUUGCCUCUGCUAUUUUUGGAAACUAUGAUAUACUGCAACAACCAGAAAACAUCAGUGAAUCUUCAAAGGAUACUGUUUGCUUCUUUAUGUUUCUGGAUGAAGAAACCGAAGCUGCACUAAAGAACUCCACUACUAUUGACCAUACCAAAAGAAUUGGGCUGUGGCGUGUAGUUGUUGUCCGCAACCUACCAUAUUCAGAUGCAAGGCGCAAUGGAAAGGUUCCAAAAUUACUACUUCAUCGGCUUUUUCCUAAUGUGCGAUAUUCAAUUUGGAUUGAUGGGAAACUUAAGCUAGUGAGGGAUCCUUAUCAGGUAUUAGAAAGAUUCUUGUGGAGGAAGAAUGUUAGCUUUGCUAUUUCCAGGCAUUACAGACGCUUUGAUGUCUAUGAGGAAGCUGAGGCCAACAAGGCUGGUGGAAAAUAUGAUAAUGCUUCCAUUGAUUACCAGAUAGAGUUCUAUAAAAGAGAGGGUUUAACCCAUUAUUCAUCAGCUAAACUUCCUAUAACGAGUGAUGUCCCUGAGGGCUGUGUGAUAAUUAGGGAACACAUCCCCAUAACAAACCUGUUUACAUGCCUUUGGUUCAACGAAGUUGACCGCUUCACCUCCAGAGAUCAGCUAAGCUUCAGCACGGUUAGGGAUAAAAUAAGGUCGCGAGUUAAUUGGACUGCAGACAUGUUCCUGGAUUGUGAAAGGCGUGAUUUUGUUGUUCAGUCAUACCACCGAGAACUGUUGGAACAGCGGCAGGCUACCUUAAGAAGUCGGCCUCCACUGCGGCCACCUAUGGUGCAGAUACAGCCAAGAAAGAUGCUUCCAGACAAUGCAUCAAAGGAACCUGGGAAGGCUUCAUCAGCCAAGAAGUUACCAGGGAAGCGUACACGUGAUAAGAAAUCAAGCUCGAAACGAAGUCAUCGAACUAAAGUAGUUGGUGGGAAGGAGGCAAUUCAACUGUAAAUCUCCUGGCAGUUUUGCUCCUAUACAAUUGUGGAUCCGACGAACAGCAUUCCAACAUGUUUUACGAUUUAACUUGUAUCCACGCUCCCCUCCCAAAGGCUCGAAAAUUUUGUCAUGAAGUGUUGAUAGAGGACUGAAAUUCUUUGUUGUAAAUAAACAUUUUUUUAGAUCAGAGAUGGAUGCAACUAGCAGCUGAUUCAGCUCAAUUCAUCCUGGAGGUAGUCUUGGGGCUGGUUUCAAAUAGUAAAUGUAUUCCUGAUGAUCGGUAUCAUUUUUCAAGUGGCUAAUUUUAGUUCACAGAUCAAAGGUGAAUUGAACAGCAAAGCAUGUUUUUACUA
Panicum virgatum (switchgrass) is the source of this 2859-nucleotide messenger RNA. RefSeq names its product probable hexosyltransferase MUCI70. The transcript has 9 exons. The coding region runs from base 986 to 2521 and encodes 511 amino acids. The record is from RefSeq and is a predicted model, not a curated record. Lineage: Eukaryota; Viridiplantae; Streptophyta; Magnoliopsida; Poales; Poaceae.